Messenger RNA from Pantherophis guttatus, 1159 nucleotides. RefSeq names its product programmed cell death 1 ligand 1-like. NCBI's taxonomy places the organism in Eukaryota, Metazoa, Chordata, Lepidosauria, Squamata, Colubridae. The record is from RefSeq and is a predicted model, not a curated record. Gene Ontology annotation, biological process: T cell costimulation; negative regulation of T cell proliferation; immune response. Gene Ontology annotation, cellular component: external side of plasma membrane.
GUUAACAGUAACUGAGUCGGAAGGGAUCUUGGAGGUCAACUAGUCCAACCCCCUGCUCACGCAGGAGACCUGUCCCAGGGAUUCGAACCGCCGACCUUUCUGAUCGACAAAGCUCAGUGUUUUAGCCACUGGGCCACUUAGACAGCCUCACCUCCCCUCCUUCGCGAAAAAGCUCCUGAAGGGGUAAACUGAAGAAAUGAUGCAUACGCUGAAAACCAAGCCAAACUUGUUCAGCUUAAAGGGAUUUUUCUGGCUUUGUCUUUUUGAGCUUCUGCAUAGUAAUUCAGGUACUCUCAGUCAAGAAUUAAAAGUUGUAGUCCAAGAAGGAGAUGAAGCCAGGCUUCCUUGCGGUUACAAAAUCCCUAGAGGCACAUCUCUAGAAUCUUACUACAUCUAUUGGCAAAAGCCUAUCCGUGGUAAACAAGACCUGGUUGUGAUUUCAUACAAGAACGGUAAAGAAGUUGAAUUGGAUAAGAACAAAUCUUACACGAACAGAACAAAGUUAGAUGAGCAGAAUCUUACACUUUCAAUCGCCUCAGUGACAGUAAAUGAUAGUGGAAAAUAUAGAUGUAUUGCCAUAUUACAAAGUGACAUAAAAGAAGCACCUACCCAUUUAUCUGUGAUAGUUCCAUUUAGUACGCCUAAGAUCCUGAACAAUUUGUCCAGUGAACGUUGUGACCCAAUAAAUUUGACACUGAUGUGUUUGUCUCAUGGAGGUUCUUCAGAGCCAAAGAUGUAUGGAUCUAUCAAUGGAAAUCCAGUGAAUUGGACUGUCACAAGCAAUGAAAUACUUGGUCGUUAUAAUAUUACUGGCAUUUUGCAGUUAAACAUGUCAGAAAAUAUAUUGAUCCAGUGCUCAGUUCAUUAUUUAGAUUUCCAAGUGUCAACCAAUUAUAGCUUGAAUAUGACAAAGAACUGUUCUGAACCCAGAACUGAAUUGCCACCAUUGCCACCAUUGCCACCAUUGCCACCUUUUGGGAUUAUUAUUUCUUCAACAGUGAUCCUGAUUUUCUUUCUAACUGUGGUAAUGCUAGUAAUACUCCAAUGCUAUGUUCACAAGCAUCCAAGGUCCUCCACCACACAUCAGUCACUGGCAACAGAUGAAAUGAUACUUGAGGAGCAAUCUAGUGGGCAGACAUCUUCAGGGCUGGGGAGGUAA